CCGCCCUUUUCUGCUUCGUUUGUCUCUUGAGCUCAACAGCUAAACAAAACGUUAUGUUUAGUGAAAUUAAAUGUGAUACGAAACGCGUUUUUGUACCUAAUUUGCAUUUGCCUUUGCCGCAAUAAAACGAUUAUCAAACAUAAAUAUUAAAUACAUUUUCAGAAUGUUUCCGAAUCAAUAAAAGUAUGACGUACUGUCCUUGCAGAAAGUCAAAUGGAAAUGUUUAGAAGUAAUCCGUCGCUUUCUCGACUCUUCGAGGAACUUUGUACGGAAUACAGUGACGAGAUAAUAUGGGCACUGCAAGAAGCUGAGCUAAAUAGGCUAAAAUUGCGUUAUAUCUCUCCGCAAUCCGCAUUCCGUUCGAUUCUCGUCAAUCUCAUUCGGGAUGUUGGUCAGCAACAAAAUCUACGACGAACAACAGUACACUUGGCAAUCUACCUUUUGGACGCAUUUAUGGAUAAUCAUAACAUCAACAAUGAUAGAUUAAAAUUGACUGCACUGAGUUGCAUUUUGUUGGCAGCCAAAAUCGAAGAGAACGAACCAAAAGUUCCAACCUUAAAAAAGAUGAAUGAAUUGCUCAAGCAUAAAUGUCCCCUGUCGGACUUUGUGAUCCUUGAAGUGGUAUUGUUGAAAUUCUUUAAUUGGCAUUUACUCAUACCGACGACUGCUGUUUUUGUUGAGUACUGGUUGCUGCACAUGGUUUCAAAGAACGAUUUUACUUCAACCACUACAGAGGAUCAAUAUUUCGAACGUCGUUCUCGUGCGGCUGAGCUCGUGUUGGAAUUUCUAGACGUGACACUUUUGGACAUAACGAUGACCAAUGUACGCCCUUCUUUGUUAGCUGCUGCAUGCAUUGCUGCAACAAGGGCCAUGCUGCCAGUACUCAGGACCUGGAAUAACAACAUGAUCAAGCUAACUGGUUACACAUCAAGCGAGUUACUGUAUUUGACUCGGAUGCUGAUGAAUAGCCGAGCAGAUCUUAUUGCAGAUACUAUAAGCCGCAAGCGACCAUUGCUCGAUUCUGGAUACGUAACGGAUUCAGAAGACGAAGAGGAUGAUUCAGAAGAUGGUGCCCAAAAAGAAGAGGAGGAAAGCUCAGAUGAAGAUGUAGUGUUCGUCAGUAAGAGUAAACGAAUCAAGAUAGAAUAAAGGUAAGUUAGUAGUUUUUGAUAAACUAUUUUAAUCCAGAUAGUCAUUAAUCACAAGGGAGUUUUGUUGAUGUCAUGAUAUUGGUAGAUAUGUUAUGUUAUUACAUGCUAUGUAAAUUAAAGCUUCAAAUACAUAUGUUAAUGUUCUAUCGGUACAAUCUAA
Armigeres subalbatus is the source of this 1311-nucleotide messenger RNA. RefSeq names its product cyclin-J (gene CycJ). Lineage: Eukaryota; Metazoa; Arthropoda; Insecta; Diptera; Culicidae. Gene Ontology annotation, molecular function: cyclin-dependent protein serine/threonine kinase regulator activity. The coding region runs from base 214 to 1149 and encodes 311 amino acids. The record is from RefSeq and is a predicted model, not a curated record. Gene Ontology annotation, biological process: regulation of cyclin-dependent protein serine/threonine kinase activity; mitotic cell cycle phase transition. The transcript is spliced from 3 exons. Gene Ontology annotation, cellular component: cyclin-dependent protein kinase holoenzyme complex; nucleus; cytoplasm.